CAGCUGCUGCACAUGGAGGUGUAGAUGUUCCAGCAGGAGCAGCAGAAGUGUGUGUGUGAGUGUGUGUGAGUGUGUGCAGCACUAGCGCUCAGCCCUGCACUCUGCACUGGAAACCCACUGAUCACUUGGGAAAGGCACAGCUCCCCUUUUACUUCUUUGCUUUUUUUUUCUAUUCUUUUCUCGGUCAAACCAACUUAAAGCAGCAGCAGAGAAUUCACCAUGGAGAAAAUGUCCAGGGUUUUACCUCUGAACCCAACUUUUAUACCUCCGACUUAUGGUGUGCUGAAAUCUCUUCUGGAAAAUCCGCUGAAAUUACCUCUGCACCACGAAGAUGCCUUCUGUAAAGAAAAAGAGAAAGAGAAGAAAUUAGAAGAUGACAAUACCACAUCCACAGUCCCACAGUCGGCCUUUUUGGGGCCAACCUUAUGGGACAAGACACUACCCUACGAUGGAGAUACCUUCCAGCUAGAGUACAUGGACCUGGAAGAGUUCCUCUCUGAAAAUGGCAUUCCUCCUAGCCAAUCCUCACAUGAACUGAGCCAUCACCAGCCAAGCCACCCACAAGCUUCUGCUACGUCACCAUCUGUCAUUGAUCUAAGCAACAGGGCGUCAACAUCUGUCUUGCCAGGCCUGGUACCUCAUAACUGCAUGCACAGCCCAGUCCGACCUGGACAAAUUUUGACAGCAAACCGUAACACCCCAAGCCCAAUUGAUCCAGAGUCCAUCCAAGUGGCAGUCGGAUAUGAACCAGACCCAGCAGACCUUGCGCUCUCCAGUAUUCCUGGCCAGGAAAUGUUUGACCCAAGGAAACGCAAGUUCUCUGAGGAGGAGCUGAAACCACAGCCUAUGAUCAAGAAAGCUCGCAAGGUCUUUAUUCCAGAUGAUCUGAAGCAGGAUGAAAAAUACUGGGCCAGGCGCAAGAAGAACAACUUGGCCGCCAAGCGAUCACGGGACGCCCGGCGACUGAAAGAGAACCAGAUUGCUAUCCGAGCCUCGUUCCUUGAGAAGGAGAAUUCUGCCUUGCGAAUGGAGGUGGCCGACUUGCGGAAAGAGCUUGGCAAAUGCAAGAAUAUUUUGGCAAAGUAUGAAGCUCGACAUGGACCCCUGUAGACAAAAAAGGCGUGUUUUAUUCAUAAGGACAAAACAGACACCUGUUCCCUGUAGCACUAAACACAAAUCAACCUAUCUGUCAUCAGCACUUUACUGGAACAGAAACAGACUUACAGUUGACAGUUUCUGUGUGUGUUACUCUGCACUUUUCCAUUUUACAAAUCGCUUUCUAAGAAGGUACCAUCUUCUGGACUAUGAAAAUAGGAAAACCAAACUCCUGUAGAUAAACCUGUUCUAGUGCUACUCUUCAAUCCAGAGCCAUCUUCACCAUGUUCCCUUUAGGUUAAUGUCAGCCAUUAUGCGAGUAAGUGGGUCUUGCUGGAAAACAUUUUCCUCACAUCACUGGUCACAUACACAAGUCUCCAGUCUUAUCAUCUAAAAUAAGAACUGUUUCAUAAUAUGUUCCUGAUUUUCUUUUUUUGGUCCAGAAUCCCCAUCUCUCACUCUGGUGGUGGGGUUUGAGAGGACCUUGACAGCUAUGAAAAUAAAUACUACGAUUAUUUUCUUAAAAAAGAAAAACAAAAUAAGAAACCUUUACACAUUAUAGAUCUGUAUAAGUAUUUCCAGGUUGCUUUUUUUUGUAUGUUAUAACUAUGUCAGCAAUAUUUCAUCAGUCAGUGCUUGUGAUUGUCCCAUCUGUGGUAAAUAACCUUCAUAUCGGCAUAACAAGGAAUGAACAGUUAUUAAUGGGAGACAUAUUUGCCCCAGUGUUGCACAUUUUAUAUUUAAAGCAAUAACGCUGUACACUUUGCAUGCAGCCGGGCUUCUGUAUCAAGAUUUCCACAACACUAAGUUAUAAUAUAUCACACGAGUGAGCAUGUAACAAUCACAAGGGGCAUAUUCUGCGCCUUCAUAGAUACUUCAGGUGCAUACAUUUGCAUGCGUUCAUUUUCACCUUGCAGAACAUUUUUUCCCCUUUGGAUUAUUUCUAAGUAAAGAAUCAGACUCAUUUCAUAUAAAUGAAGUAUUAAUAUGGAAUGAAAUGUAAACACAAAACAGAAACAUAUAUUCUUUUUGAUGAUAAGUUUUCCUGUAGUUGCCAGUAAUAACUAAAGGUUUCGGUAUAUUCCACGCCUUGUGUUGUCCUUUUAUAAGUGCAGGCAAUUUUUUGUUCCGUUUACAUAAGUGUCUUGAUGGACUUUUUAAUCUUGGUAAUUCACGUUCUUAACAGGCCCAAUCUAUGGACUUUAAAUCAGCGGUUCUCAACCUGUGGGUCAUUUGGGGGUCGAGUGUCCCUUUCACUGGGGUCGCCUAGGAGCAUUGGAAAACAGAUAUUUCCGAUGGUUUUAGGUAUAAUUUUAUGGUUGGGGGUCACCACAACAUGAGGAAUUGUAUUAAAGGGUUGCGGCAUUAGGAAGGUUGAGAACCACUGCUUUAAAUGAAUAGAUCUUCCCAUGAAAAUCCAUUCAGAAUCCCAAUUAUGAUUGGACAGGUUUAGCAAGUUGUUGUACAUUGUUGAUCAUUGACCAGUCAGAUUGGCUUGGCCACUGGCCAUUAGCCAUUCCGCUUUGUGUGAUGCAGUCAUUCAGCUCAACUUCCAUACAUUCAGUUCUGCUACACUCUAUUGCUCACUAUUUUUGUAGUAGAUUUUGCACAUUACAGCCAGCUGUAGGCAACAAAAGUCUGAAAAAUGUGGACCAGCUUUUCAAGCACUGGGAAUCAAAUUGCUGGGUUAUUAAGAGGCUUCAAAACCAGCAUGGGGGCAACAACACCACACUGAUAUUAUCAUUAAGCGGGCAUUGUUAUCAGAAUACUAUACAACUAUAUAAAUACAUGGAUUAGAAAAAGAUCACUAACAUAGUAAUAUGGAAGGGUCAGGACUUUAAGUGAGGCAGAAGCGUAUUGGGCUGGUUUGUACUAAUGUUAUUCCCCAAAACCCAGAGAAAGAGUUUUUUAGCACUGGUAUUUCAAACUCAACUUUUUCAUUGGCUAAUCCUAAAAGCUAUAUAGAAAAACAUUCCCUUUAACUCUUUGUAAAAGCUCAAUUGCAAUACUUCAAAUAUAACAGCAACGUAACAAAAGAUACAAAUAUUUUAUCAAUUUCUCUUCUAUGCUGCCACCUUAAACCAACUGUAUCGUGCCCCAGACAAUCUAAUGGUUCCCUGUUGUACCUCAUGGACCCCCAUAAUGUGAGGAUUGAGGACAGAUCUACAGUAACCUCCAAGCAUGGUUCAUUCUACACAACUCCACCUUACACAACUCCACCUUACACAACUCCACCUUACACAACUCCACCUUACUCAACUCCACCUUACACAAAAGACCUUUCCCAGAAUGUAAUGUCACCGUUUUGGGUUUAUGUCACACUUUGUACCAAAUGUUGUGUUUUCAGCUAAUUUGAAAAGUUCAAAUUCUUUUAGAUAAAAUGUGUGAUUUUUUUGUGUGUAAGCCUGGUGACUGUGGAAUAGUAAUUAUAUUUGUGUUAGAGCAAAGGAAACCCUCUGCUCCUUGUUCACUUGCAGGUAUGUUCAACAAUCGGCACAUUUGGACCAACAGCCAUAAAACAGGCUCGUUUGGUGCAUUUACAUUAUACCCAAAUUGCAUUGUACUUUCAAAUUUAUUGUUCAAACUUUUCAAGAAAGAAGGCUCCAGCACGUUAAAACGACUCCAGUUAUAUGUUAAAAUGUACACAAUUAUUUGUGAGGUAGGGAUUUAUUAAAGCAGAUAAACUGACAAACCUGGAGGGUAUCAACUGAUUAUAAUUCAUUGCUGAAAAGUCAGGGAACAUAUGUAUCUGUUUCAUAACUCAUUGCUACUGAGAACAUUCCAUUUGAAUCAGAAUUACAGGCUAAAUUUUUUAAAGUAGAUUUUAUCUAUUCCCAGAAUUCACAAAAGACCCGAUGGCAGCCAUGUUGUCACACUAUGUUGCUAAUGGUUGCUAAGGUGGCACUUCCGUUCAGGUGACUUCUGCAGAUUGUCUCAGAAUUGAAUGAAUGUAGAUUACACUGUUGUAAAAAUACUAAAGAAAGUAUUGGUGUUGUUAUGUUCUGUGUUGGAAUCAAUUGAAUUAACACUCUCUGUAGACUAUUAUAUGAGUGACAAGACUGUACUGUUUGUUUGGAGUAAUUUAUGGUUAAGGGUACAUACACGGGAUUCUGGGUAACAAUGAGAAGUCAAAAGUGUAUAUAAUAAUACUAUAAAUUCUAUAAAUAAUCACUAAUAUAUUGUACAAAAGAAGAAACUGUUCUUUUUUUAAAAAAAAAUCUGAAAUAUAUGAAGGCUGUAUAUCAUCCUUGAGGAUCUUGUCUGCUUUAAAUUAUUUCUUUAAAUAAAGGGAGUUAAUGACCCUA
Molecule: messenger RNA, 4400 nt
Organism: Xenopus tropicalis (tropical clawed frog)
Lineage: Eukaryota; Metazoa; Chordata; Amphibia; Anura; Pipidae
Gene: hlf
Product: hepatic leukemia factor
Exons: 4
Coding region: 220-1110 (296 amino acids)
Biological process (GO): regulation of DNA-templated transcription; regulation of transcription by RNA polymerase II
Cellular component (GO): nucleus
Molecular function (GO): sequence-specific DNA binding; DNA-binding transcription factor activity
Source: RefSeq, a predicted model, not a curated record